Messenger RNA from Linum trigynum, 1226 nucleotides. The record is from the annotation of a GenBank genome assembly. Lineage: Eukaryota; Viridiplantae; Streptophyta; Magnoliopsida; Malpighiales; Linaceae.
CACUUGCACCAAAUCAGAUGACUGGGUGGCUACAACAUGCACACCCCACCCUGGUGCUCGUCUCGAUCUCCUCGUCGUUCCCCAAUCAUAGCCUUGCUCUGCCAUCUCUUCAAAAAGUUUAUUCAGCUGUGGCGGUGUCUUGGUGAGCAUAUUCUCGCCACAAACCGAGUCAAUCAGCUGCUUGUCUUCCGGGAAGAGGGCAUGGUAGAAGGUGCCCACCUUGAAGGCGUCGGUAAAACCAUGGUUGGGACACUUGAGGAAAAGACUGGUGAAUCUUUCCCAAGCAUCCCGGAUGGUCUCAUCUUCAUCCUAAGCAAAGUGGGUAAUUUGCUUCUUCAGGUCCGCCGUCUUGGACGGGGGAUGGUAGCGAGUGAGGAACUUGUCCGCCAGGUUGGCGAACGUGGAGAUCGAUCUAGGGGGCCUGGUGUCCAGACACUCCAUGGCCUGCCCCUCCAAAGUGAAUGGGAAGUACCUCAGCUGGAUGGCAUCGGCUGGGACCCCAUUUAUCUUGAUUCAAACGAUGAGCUCGUGGAAUCGCCUCAGAUGUGAUCGGGGGCACUCCCCCUCUUUUGCCACGGAAUACUACCGAGCCACGCAACAUAGUAAUGACCGAGGUGCUCACCUCAAAGUUGUUGGCUGGGACUUGAGGGUGCUGAAUGGGCGACCUCAUGUCCGCGGCUCUGGCGGUCUAGUAGUACCCCAUGGUUUGCUCCUUUGGAAGGACCACAUCAUGGUCCUGUGGGUCACCCAUCUUUUCUUCCUCGGCAAUUUACAGCUGUGCUAGAGCCUCCUCCACAGCCAGUCGUGCAUUUAGAGCCCACUUGAAGUUCCUACAGGUUCGUUCAAACUCUUGGUCUAAUGGUAGUAGAUCUCCCAACUGGCUACGGGUCAUGCACUACCUGCACACAAUCAGCAAAAGCAACCCGUGAAGGCACACAGGUGGAAGAGAGAAAAUGCAGUAAAGAAAAAUCUAGAGUAACAAACUUUCACGUUUCCCCAAUAACCUAGAGGGUCUCAGGCAACGGCGCAAAAACAUGACACGCUAAAACACAACACCAAACAGAGACCAAGUGUAAUCGCAGUCCGGAAAUGCAGUAACAUGCAAGCUCUAAUUGUCAACUCGGGGUCUAGAUCUACUGCCUACUUCGUGAAUAUCUACAAUCUAGCAAACGUAAGUCGAGUGAUUGUGAUUUAAGCAAAAGCAGUAAGAAAGCAGGAAAUGGUUC